Molecule: messenger RNA, 445 nt
Organism: Prorocentrum cordatum
Lineage: Eukaryota; Dinophyceae; Prorocentrales; Prorocentraceae
Source: the annotation of a GenBank genome assembly
GGGAGGACGAGGAGGAGGAGGCGGCGCGGCGGCAGCCGGCGGCGGCCGAUGCCGAGGAGCUGCGGCCCCCGGCGCUCGCCGCCGUGCUCGCGGUGUCGUCCGGGGUGCCCCCGCCGGACGCGGCGGCCAUCGCCGCCGCCGCCGCGGCGGCGCAGGGCGAGUGGUACCUGAGGGAGCUGGGCUCCGGGCAGCCGGUGGGUCCGCUCUCCACGGCGCACCUGCGGAACAGGUGGCGGUGGGACCAGGUCAACGGCCUGACUCAGGUCUGGCGCCCGGGCGAGCCGGAGUGGCGGCCCCUGGCGGAGGUGCCGGAGCUGAAGGCCCCGGGGCCGCGGCUCCGGCGACGCCGGGGGCGAGCCGCCGGGCGAGGGCGCGGAGGAGGACGCCGCCCUGCCGCGGCGGCGGCCCCUCGACGAGCUGCCGCUGACGCACACCUUCACCUCGG